Molecule: messenger RNA, 388 nt
Organism: Volvox carteri f. nagariensis
Lineage: Eukaryota; Viridiplantae; Chlorophyta; Chlorophyceae; Chlamydomonadales; Volvocaceae
Exons: 2
Source: RefSeq, a predicted model, not a curated record
AUGCCGAGCGGCGAUAAGGGCCGGGGGACCAUAGAGCUCCCCGUCCCGGAGUCGCCCGUAUGGCUGCCCUCCAUUGCGCAAGGGAGGACACCCUCCCGGAAUGGCAGCAGCGCAGGCGGCUUCACGCUUCCGAAGACGCGCACCAUCCCCGUUCCCAGCACGCUCAAAAGCACUGCGGACCUGUUCAGCAUCGGAACUUUACCGAAUAUGCCUCAGCUCGAAAUAGGGACGGCAAAAAGGAAGUCCGCUGUUCCCAAGCUACCUUCCAUCGAGAAGCGGACCCCCCCUUCGGAACGCUCCUCGCAAAACGACCUCCACCACUACUAUAACUCCCAGCAGCAACUGCAGCAGUCGUCCAGGAGGCAGCCGCUGUCGGAGCCCUCGACCG